Molecule: messenger RNA, 2361 nt
Organism: Triticum turgidum subsp. durum (durum wheat)
Lineage: Eukaryota; Viridiplantae; Streptophyta; Magnoliopsida; Poales; Poaceae
Source: the annotation of a GenBank genome assembly
AUGGAUCGUGAGGUCCUGGAGCGUAUACUUGAUGGAAGAGAGAAGCCGACAAAUCUAUCACUCGCACUUUUGAAGGAUAUCACAGAAAAUUUCUCGGAUGAUCGAGAAAUCGGUCACGGUGGAUUUGCAACUGUUUAUAAGGGAGUGCUUCGUAAUGGGAACAUUGCUGUAAAGAGGAUAAGGAACAGUCAUUCAAUCAAUGAGACUUUAUUUUAUCGAGAAGUUGACAGCCUGUUGAACAUUAAACAUAAAAAUGUUGUACGCUUUCUUGGCUUCUGUGCUAGCACAGAUCAGAUAGCCAUACAAAUUGCAGGAUCAAAACGACAUAUUUAUGCUGAGGUAAGAGAAAGACUACUCUGUUUUGAGUAUAUCAGCAAUGGAAGUCUACAAAAGUAUGUUACUGAUGAAUUAAGAGGACUGGAAUGGAAUACACGCUAUGGAAUAAUUAGAGGAAUCUGUGAAGGUUUGCAUCAUCUGCACACGGAGAAGCACAUAUAUCAUAUGGAUUUGAAACCUGGCAAUAUACUACUAGAUAAUGAUAUGGUGCCGAAAAUCACAGAUUUCGGUUUAUCAAGACUUGAUGAAAAGUCAAAAACCAUGAGUGAAGACCGUCUCGGAUCACUAGGAUAUUGUGCUCCAGAGUACAUAUCUGAAGGAAAUAUGUCAUUCAAAUCAGACAUGUACAGUUUGGGCAAAAUAAUCAUCGAGCUAGUGACGGGAGGAAAGGAGAUCCUCAAUAAUAGCAACACUGUACUUAGGAGAUGGAGACACAGAUGGAAAAAAUCUGGAAAGGAAACACCAUUGGUCUACCAACAAGUAGCAAAAUGCAUCGAAAUUGGGUUACUCUGCCAAGAACGUGAACCAUCCAAGCGGCCCUUUAUAUGGGAUAUAAUAAAUGAUAUCAGCCACAUGGAAGUUGUAAAUGAGGAAAUCAACAAUGCCAACGAAUAUACAUUUGGGGAGAUAAGCUCUUGCCUAGAGGAGGAUGAUAUGCUUGGAAUUGAGCCACUCAAACUACAUUUUCCUUUUGCCCUUAACAAACAGAUGUCCUGCGAGAUUCAGCUAACCAAUGAGACGGACUCUUACAUUGCCUUCAAUGUCCAAAAUAUGAGCCCCAAGUCAUACAACACACAACCGCAGAAAGACAUUAUGCCACCACGUUCCAAGUGUAACAUUGAAAUAACACUGCAGGCGCAAGGCAAUGUGCCGAUAGAUAUGCAGCGUGCCAAUGAGUUUGUUGUGUGGAGCACCAAAGUGAAUGAUGGUUUUGCAUUUGAGGAUAUUACUAAAAGCAUGUUCAUCAAAGAGACAGUGAAUGUGGUUGAUGAGGUGAAUUUAGAUGUGGUUUUUGAUGUAAGUGAGCCACAAGAAGCAAGUGACAAAAUCAGUGAGCAGACAAUGCCACCUUUAAUACAGAUCAUAGAUGAUACAGCUGGGAAAAUCUAUUGCAUAGAUGCACAUCAGAAAGAGCGGUUGAUUAUAGUGGGUACCUCACUUGGGAAUGUUAAGACAUGGAACUAUGACACACAGAAAGUGGCCGGUUUGACUAAGGUCUCAGCAGAACCUGUUACGGAUGUGAAGUUCAUUGCACGAAAGGGGUGGUUUGUUGCAGUGUCAUCUGACUGUGUCGUCCAUAUGUACAACUACGAAAAGGAAAUGCAAAAAGUCACGAGUUUCAGAGCUCUGGGUCGUGCAGAUGUUUGGUGUACAUUAGCCGUUCAUCCAACCCAGCCGUAUGUGCUGUCAGGAUGUGCUACCGAAAUAAAGCUUUGGGACCGUAAUUGCAUACAGACAUUUGAAGAGCACUCGGCUGCUAUUAUGGCCCUAAAAUUUAACCCGGAGGACACCAACAGUUUUGCAAGUGCUUCGCAUGAUGCUACAAUAAAGGUUUGGAGUCUUGAUUCUCACAAAUCCAAGUAUACUCUGUUUGGGCAUAGGCAUGUAGUGAACUUCCUGGAUUUCUUCACGCGUGAUGGUCAGCAGUAUUUGAUUAGUGGCUCUUGGGAUGCGACUGCCAAGAUAUGGGACAUGGACAAGAAGGAGUGCGUUCAUACACUUGAACAUGAGUCUGCAGUUUUUCAGGUCGUUUCCCAUCCCAAUCUCCCAGUUCUAAUUACAGGUACAAAGGAUGGUGAUGUUCACGCGUGGAGCUCAAAUGAUUUCAGGCUCAAGAGAAUACAUAACUUUCAUGACAGUGGAUGGGUUGUGGGUCUCGCAUGUUUGGUGGGAUCAGGAAGGCUUGUAGUUGCACACAAAACUGGAGUGUCGUUGAUGGAAAUUCGUGAUGAAGAGGAACAAGGUGGUAGCACAGGCAGCAAUGAGAAUUCCUUAUUAGCGACAAAUUUGGAAAUCCAAAGCUAG